UAUAAAAUACACUUUUCCCCUUGCAGGUGAAGAACGUGGAAGGUGCUUCACAAUAGAGUACAUCAUGCCAAUGAAUGUUCAACUUACAUCUGAAUCAACAGUCAAUGUUUUAAAGAUGAUUCGUUCUGCCACCCCUUUCCCAUUAGUCAGUCUCUUCUUUAUGUUUAUUGGAUUCAUUCUGAGCAAUAUUGGGCACAUUCGUCCCCAUAGAACCAUUCUGGCUUUUGUGUCUGGAAUCUUUUUCAUUCUGUCUGGUUUAUCUCUAGUUGUGGGGCUUGUACUCUACAUCUCCAGCAUCAACGAUGAAAUUCUCAAUAGAACUAAAGACUCUGAGACGUACUUCACUUACAAAUAUGGAUGGUCAUUUGCUUUUUCGGCUAUCUCUUUUCUCCUGACAGAGAGUGCAGGUGUCAUGUCUGUCUACCUGUUCAUGAAGAGAUACACUGCUGAAGAGAUGUAUAGGCCUCAUCCUGGCUUCUACCAUCCACGGCUUAGCAACUGUUCUGACUACUCUGGCCAGUUCCUCCACCCAGACGCGUGGGUACGCGGGCGCAGUCCUUCUGACAUCUCCAGUGAUGCUUCCCUUCCGAUGAACAGUAAUUACCCUGCUCUACUUAAAUGCCCAGAUUAUGACCAGAUGUCAUCCUCUCCAUGCUGAAUGGCAAGUAUAUACCCUCACUUUGGGAGUGAAUGAAAAGCAGGUGGAGGUUGUAAUGUCCUGAGUCUGUAUUUCACAAAAACGACACUUUGCCAGAACAGCCCCCUCCCAUUUAUACAAUUAGCAAAUGAUAUCAUUAUCUAGAGAUGGUUUCCCCCCUUCUGUAAUGCAUAUAUGCAUAUCCAAUUAAACUACAGCUGCUGUUUUGAUCCUGCAGCUGUUCCAUAUACCCAAAUCUCU
Messenger RNA from Gekko japonicus, 898 nucleotides. It is a transcript of the gene CACNG5, whose product is annotated as calcium channel, voltage-dependent, gamma subunit 5. Gene Ontology annotation, molecular function: voltage-gated calcium channel activity; channel regulator activity. Gene Ontology annotation, cellular component: AMPA glutamate receptor complex; postsynaptic density membrane. The annotation marks the transcript as partial. Gene Ontology annotation, biological process: neurotransmitter receptor transport, postsynaptic endosome to lysosome; calcium ion transport; regulation of AMPA receptor activity. NCBI's taxonomy places the organism in Eukaryota, Metazoa, Chordata, Lepidosauria, Squamata, Gekkonidae. The record is from RefSeq and is a predicted model, not a curated record. The transcript is spliced from 4 exons.